This is a messenger RNA of Pleurotus ostreatus (oyster mushroom), 1860 nucleotides long. RefSeq lists its product as uncharacterized. Lineage: Eukaryota; Fungi; Basidiomycota; Agaricomycetes; Agaricales; Pleurotaceae. The record is from RefSeq and is a predicted model, not a curated record. The coding region runs from base 1 to 1860 and encodes 619 amino acids. The transcript is spliced from 8 exons. Gene Ontology annotation, molecular function: oxidoreductase activity, acting on CH-OH group of donors.
AUGGAAGAGUUCCUCAAAUUCCCUCCCAGACUUGCUCCGCACCCAGUCGCUCCGUCUUAUACGCAGCGUGAUCGUCCCUUAUCUUACCAGCCUUGCCUACACGAAGUCAACACGGCACCAUUCAAUAACUACGGGUAUCCAGAGCCAGGCAUUCAAGCUCCCACCGCUAAGCAAGUCAUUGCGAAAGACUUCUUAAUGUCAGACGAGACAUGGGAGGACCUUUGCAGACGAGGUGACGUAGACUUCAUUGUUAUUGGCUCAGGCUUCACCGCGCUUGCAUUUAUUGAACAGACAUUAAAGCAAGAUCCGUUCAAGAGGAUUGUCUGUCUGGAACGUGGAGACUUUUGGCUUCCGGAUCACUUUCAGAACCUUCCGCUUCCAUUCAAGUACACGCUCGGUGGUCCCAGCGAAACAUUCCCCUUCAUGCUAUUGCGGGACACCUUCCAAAGCGAUGUCAAAUUUGUCCACGGUUCGACACCGUUCUUUGGAGGACGCUCUACAUUUUGGUCUGCCUGGUCCCUGCGCCCAACCCCUGAGCUAAUGAGGAAUUGGCCCGAUUCCAUGGUCAACACGUCAAAAGAGCCAGCGUUCUGGGACAGAUGCAAUAAACUCCUUCGUGUGACUGGUGCAGAUGAGAUUGGAGAACCGUACGGAACUUUGCAGUCGCAAAUCAACGACCAUAUGGAAAGGGGACUAGACAAGAUGCGGACUGCAGAUGAAGCCUAUCCUGCACCUUUGGCUGUAUCGUCCAUGGCAAAGACAUCGACAAUACGGUUCACCAAGUUUUCGACUCCUGGCCCUCUGUUGAGCUUGUACAAGAAACAGCAACAGCUCGCCAAAGAAGGAAAGGGGGCCCCUCUCCUGUUCGCAACGGAUACUUCUGUGGAAUAUCUAAUGACCAGUGUUGGGUUUCCUCCGCCUCCUCCUGCUGGCGACGAUGUCUCUGUUGUCGCCAUCCGCUCUUCUCGCUCCACCGAUUUGCCUGUGAAGCAGGAAACCCAGGUCAUUCUCUGUGCCGGGGCAUUUCCCAGUACAACAUUGAUACUGAACAGUUUCCCGGACAAUGUGGAACUUCAACGUACCGCAGGUCGGACUAUGACUGGUCACUUCUUAAGCCACAUCGUAGCUCGGGUCCCCCGAAGCUUGUUCAGGCACCUCAAUCCCGAUAGCCUCGAGAUUGCAGCUGAGUAUGUCGCCGGCAGGCACCCCGAUAAUCACCUUCAAUACCACAUCCAAAUCACCGCAAUCUCAUCUCCCGACCCCAACCAGGAUGCUGAGGACGCUGCUCGGUUCUGUCCAGACUAUGCAGCUGCUGCAAGCAAGGAGCAACUCAGAGGAUCUGAGGACUACGUAAUAUUUGUUUGCGCAACGCUAGGAGAACUGAGCGAAGACAAUGAGUCGUCUUUCUUCAGGCUCAACAAGCUCAACACCAACAAGGAUCCCACUGCCAAUUGUGUCCUCCAAGUCCUCCUCACUCAGAAAGAUAGGGAUCUGUGGGAUGUGAUGGACAACGCUACCUUCAAGGCGAUUGAGGUGCUGGCUGGUGAACGGCACACAGACGACAUUGAGUGGUGGCACGAACCCAAGGGAGCCGGUAGUGGUGAGUGGAAGGCGUACAGGCCUGGUAACGAUACAAUCAGGAUGGACGGCAUCGUGCACGAAGCAUCAUUGCUACCUCUAGGUGAUGGGGAGGACGCUUGCGUUGAUAACAAUUACAAGCUGAAGGGAGUGAAUAAUGUGUAUCUGACUGGGGGAGCAUUGUUCCCUACCGCUGGCUCUUGGAACCCCACAUUGACGAUGUGCGGCUUUGCACAAGACCUCGCUAUAAAGCUGACACCCAAAGAAAAUCGAGCGAGGUAG